AUGCCAGUGUUAGAGGGGCUGUGGGCCCCAGAUCUUAGGAUGCGAGACUCUGGUCUUGGUGUCGCGGUCGACGUUAGGGUCUGUCCAGAUGAGGCUUCCCGCUCGCCAGUGUGGGGUCCUCUCAGGACUCCUCCGGUUACUUGUGGGGGUCUGUCGCUGGCCCUGGAACUUCCGGCUCUCAUACGGCAGCUCAGGGCAGCCUGGAGGGGGCGCAGGGGAGGCCCUCGGGGGUCCAAGAGAAGUGAGGCGAGCACUUGGUUGGAAGCAGAGAAGGAGGAGGUAGAGGAGGUGAAGCAGGACAUAGAGAACAGGAGCUCACAUCUGGAAGCUGAUGGCAGACUGAGCACUGGUCAUGCUGGUGUUUUGCUGGCUGAGAGACGAGGCUCCUACCCGCUGAUUGACCUGCGCAUCCUGAACACCAAUGCCCAGCAGGGGGAGGUAGAGUCUGGCACCAGGAGAAAGGUGAAGCGUCUGCUGAGCUUCCAGAGAUACUGCCAUGCCUCCAGGCUUCUUAGGGGGCUGGUGCCCCACACCCCGGGGUCCCUACACCUGCUAGACGACGACUACCUAGGGCAGGCUGCGCAUAUGCUAUCAAAAGUAGGCGCAUGGAACUUUGACAUUUUCCUCUUCGAUCGUCUUACGAAUGGUAACAGCCUGGUGACUCUGAUGUGCCAUCUCUUCAAUGUCUAUGGUCUCAUUCAUCACUUCCAGCUGGACAUGGUCAAACUGCACAGGUUUCUGGGCAUGGUGCAGGACGACUACCACUCCCAGAAUCCCUAUCACAAUGCUGUUCAUGCAGCAGAUGUCACUCAAGCCAUGUACUGCUACCUGAAGGAGCCCAAGCUGGCAGAGCAGCUGAGCCCUCUGGACGUGUUCCUGGGUCUGAUGGCAGCAGCCGCCCACGAUGUGGACCAUCCCGGAGUCAACCAGCCCUUCCUCAUCAAGACCAGACACCACCUUGCAUCCCUCUAUCAGAACACGUCUGUGCUGGAGAGUCACCACUGGAGAUCCACCGUGGGCAUGCUGCGAGAGUCAGGACUGCUGUCCCACCUGCCUGCUGACAUGUCGCAGGACAUGGAGCAGCAGCUGGGCUCUCUCAUCCUGGCUACAGACAUCAGCCGGCAGAACGAGUUCCUGUUGACCUUCAGAGAACAUGUGGACAACCAGGAUCUGGACCUUCAACUGGCUUCACACAGGCACUUUAUUCUGCAGAUUGCUCUAAAGUGUGCAGACAUCUGUAACCCGUGUCGGGUUUGGGAGCUGAGCAGACAGUGGAGCGAGAGGGUAUGUGAGGAAUUCUACAGGCAGGGUGACCUGGAGAGAAAGUUUGACUUGGAGAUCAGUCCUCUGUGUAACCAGCAGGCUGACUCUAUCCCAGCCAUCCAGAUAGGUUUUAUCUCCUACAUUGUGGAGCCUCUGUUUGAGGAGUGGCACCGCUUCACCGAGCCCAGCCUGCUCAGCCAGAGCAUGAUGGGUCACUUGCACAAGAACAAGGCUCACUGGAGCCGCCUACGAUACGCACAGGCAACUCUAGACACGCAAACACACUCCCAUGCUGAUGAGCCUGAGCCUGAAGUAGGAGGCGGAGAGGGAGAAAACAUCCCUUAAUCCUCCUCUUGUGUCAUGGGGUAUUUCAUAUUCCUUUGUAAAUGGAGAAGAGGAGCGCUUAUCAACCUCCUUGUCUGUCCUCCAGCAUAUUUCCUCCCACUCCUCGGCGUUGGCAGGCUCUGAAAGCAGGAGCACAGGACAGGAGUCUGACCUGGAUUAGUGAGAAAUGGCUCCCUCUGCUGGAGCGGAGGACUUUAGCACGGCAGGAAAAAAAAACAGAUCCACGGUGGAUCAGACGGUGGAUGAUCUUAGUAAAUAAAUGCCAAUUUGACAAAGUCAAGCCUUGCUCUUUAACCCUGUGAUAUCUGCUUUAAAGUUACUGAGACGCAGGAAUAGAAUUGAACGGUUAUGGCUGAUGGCAGAAGAAGGAUCAGUAAAAACAAAUAUUAAUGUGUUUGCACAAUGCUGCUAGAACAAUAAAGAAAAGCCAAAAUUAUAUACAAUUCUAACAAGUCAGCUGGACUGUGCUGGAAAAAAAUGUUAUAAAAUAUAUGAAUAUAUCAACUAGGCUAUGCUUUUUAAACUUUUAGACAAUACAUAUUAAGCUUUUUUCACUUUUUCUCUUUUUUUUGUACAGCUUGCACUUCUAUUGGAUACUCUUUCAAACAAGUGUCUCACUUGUCUACUUUUCACUGGAGUGCGUUUUAACUCGAGCACUAAGUUGAUAUGUCAAGGUAUUGUAGUCAAUAACAUGUAUUUUGUGUUAAUUGUUGGACCUGUCAGACUGACUGAUACGCUUAAUGACUGUCACAGAGUGGCUUCAGCUGGUGCUGCUGAGUUGCUUGAACUCAGAUUAUCAACCAUCAGCCUGAUGUUUUUGGACCCGGGCUGACUCACUGACGUGGAGAACACAAACAAGAGCCUUUUUUUUUUUUCCUUUUUUUUUUCUUUCAUGUAAUGAUAUAAACAGUAUAAUCUGUACGCGAUAUGUGAUGUACGACCUCAGCACUUCACAUGCCAAAGUCUGGGAAAUGUAUUCAUCUUUUUACUGGGUAUGGAUAUCGGUAAACAUAACUCUCCUUACACUGGUGUUACCUUUGUAACAACUUCAUGGGUGCAUUUAUUUAUCUGAUAACCUCACUUCACAAGCUCAAAUACAGUAAAGCCUUAACAGCAACUAGGUCUGUCUGUGAAACACGUUUUCUAAUGGUGUUUUACCAUUUUCUGGACAAGCUUUCUUACACGAUCAAACUGUUGUUGCCUGUUUUUCUUCAGCUAUACCAGCAUACUGAAAUAUACACACACACACACACACGCACACAUAGUACUUUAGCAGCUGGUUUCCUGUCUGAUCUCUCAACCAGUAUUAGGGUCAGAUUGGAUCAUAAACUCAGUGAGCAUUGUCAAGGUACUGGUCUGAUACAUGGACUCACUGCUCUGUUUAGGGGUGGGAAUUGAUAAGAUUUUUUUGAUACCAAGGCCACUAUCAAAUCUGCUUAUCGGUCCGAUUCUUUAUCGAUUCCCUUAACGAUUCUUGAUCAGUUUUCUGUGCGGGGGAAAAAAAGGAGGUCUACACAGGUUUUCGGCGUCAAUGCAACUGUUUUAUUAUCUCUGAGUCUGAACACAGAGUAGGAAAAAAGGCAUGUGUGUGACUCAGGUGUGCAAUAGCUCCACUGUUUAACUGCUGUUUUCAUUUAGGUUUUCUCAGUCAAAGGAAAAAUCUGCUAAAUCUGCCUGCGUGGUGCUAAUGUUAUUAUAACAUAGGAUAUUUACCCUUGGUAACCAACCCUUACUUGAAAUUACCAUUUUAAUGGAGAGUACAACUAACACGGUCCUCACCACACCUUGGCCGCCAUGACUCGUCAGCGCAGACGCAUGAGUUUGAUGUCGUUGUAUUGCGGUGAACAACUGUCAGAAAACCCUGCCAGCAUCGAUAAGAGGAAUUGAUAAGCUCUGAAGCAUACGAUUCCGAUGGUUUUUAGACAAUUUGGAACCGGUUCCCCAACUGGAACCAGUUCUCGAUUCCUAUCCCUUCAGCUAUGUUACCUCUCUAAGGCUUUUAUAUUGCUUUGUUUGUACACUUGCCGCAGGCACUGUUUGCACUGUAUCUUAUGAACAGACUCGGGCCAAUUAGUAACUACAGAUAUUUCUAAGUCUAAUAUCAAAUUUGUUAUAUCCCGCAGUCAGUAUCAAUUCAAUUAAGAUGUUUGUUACAGAAAAGUAUACACCCUCAUUCAUUAUUAAAAAUAUGUAUAAUCAUUGACUAAAGUUGCAUUUUUAAAUAUAAUCUUAAUGGUGAAACUGAUCCAUAUGUAGCUGAUGUAGCUUAAAACAAGGCGUAUAAAGUGUUUGUACAUACUAGUUGGUCCAAGUGAAA
Xiphias gladius (swordfish) is the source of this 3925-nucleotide messenger RNA. Its product is annotated as cAMP-specific 3',5'-cyclic phosphodiesterase 7B-like. Gene Ontology annotation, molecular function: 3',5'-cyclic-AMP phosphodiesterase activity. The record is from RefSeq and is a predicted model, not a curated record. The transcript has 12 exons. The coding region runs from base 1 to 1608 and encodes 535 amino acids. Lineage: Eukaryota; Metazoa; Chordata; Actinopteri; Istiophoriformes; Xiphiidae.